Branchiostoma floridae (Florida lancelet) is the source of this 467-nucleotide messenger RNA. Its product is annotated as histone H2B-like. Gene Ontology annotation, biological process: nucleosome assembly. NCBI's taxonomy places the organism in Eukaryota, Metazoa, Chordata, Leptocardii, Amphioxiformes, Branchiostomatidae. Gene Ontology annotation, molecular function: DNA binding; structural constituent of chromatin; protein heterodimerization activity. The transcript has a single exon. Gene Ontology annotation, cellular component: nucleosome. The coding region runs from base 81 to 467 and encodes 128 amino acids. The record is from RefSeq and is a predicted model, not a curated record.
CAUGCUUUCCCACAUAAAAAGCCGAGACGGCACGGGUGCAGACAUUCUUUGCUGUCUACUACGUCAAGAACAUCAUCAUCAUGCCACCAAGUGGGAAAGCCGUCAAGAAAGCCGGCAAGGCCAGGCCCGCCGGAGACAAGAAGCGCGGAAGGAGGAGAAAGAGAAGGGAAACCUUCGGCGUCUACAUCUACAAGGUGUUGAAACAGGUGCACCCCGACACAGGCGUCUCCAGCAAGGCAAUGGGCAUCAUGAACUCUUUCGUCAACGACAUUUUUGAGCGCAUCGCCGCCGAGUCGUCCCGUCUGGCUAACUACAACAAGCGCUCCACCAUCAGCAGCCGAGAGAUCCAAACCGCCGUGCGACUCCUGCUGCCGGGCGAGCUAGCCAAGCACGCCGUCAGCGAGGGCACCAAGGCCGUCACCAUUGGCCAGGUGUGGUCGACCGGUCGCGGCCUAGACUCCUCGUAG